Menidia menidia (Atlantic silverside) is the source of this 843-nucleotide messenger RNA. The record is from the annotation of a GenBank genome assembly. Lineage: Eukaryota; Metazoa; Chordata; Actinopteri; Atheriniformes; Atherinopsidae.
AUGUCUCAUCAGGAGUGCCCGUGUGUGCAACAUGUUCAGGAUUCUUCUUUGCUUCCUGUCAAUGUUGAGAGGAAGAUCACUUUGAUUGGCCAACACCUGAACUUGUUUGAGGAUGAGAACUUGGACUAUGAGUGCGUGUUGGACAUUGAGAAUCGGUCAGUGGUGGUGGCAGCGGACGUGGAGCCGGACGCCACUCAGCCGUCUAUCUACAUUAUUACCUGUCUCUCUUACCAGUAUGUGUAUUCCCUGAUGACCGAGGAGUAUCCCGCCACCAUCAACGUGAGGAGAAAAAACAACUUCCUCAUCGACAGCGCCGAGAGUCUGCACGUGACUCUGUUCAACUGCUCUGUGGGCCGCUCGGACUGCAGCCGCUGUCGCACCGCCGACCCAAAGUAUGGCUGCGUGUGGUGUGGCAGCACAGCCGGCUCCCGCUGCGUGUACCAAGACUCCUGUUUGGACGAGGUCAAACAUACCUGCCCCGCUCCGGUCAUCCACUUUUUGGACCCGGUUUCUGGCCCCGUAGAGGGAGGGACAGUGGUGACCAUCUCCGGCUCUAACCUCGGCCAGAGGGUGGAAGACAUCCAGAACUCGGUCACAAUAGCCGGGGUCUCCUGCAGCGUCAUCCAGAGCAGAUACGAGGUGUCCUCCAGGCAAGGCCUUCACACACCUCAGCUUCCACACCUGGUGGGCCUCCCCCUCCCUCCCCACAGUGACGGUUCUGCCAUGCUCUUUUACAGGAUCGUGUGUGAGACGACCAGGAGUGGGGUGGAGAGGAGUGGCCAUGCCUCCGUCCAGGUGAGCGGAGGAGGAUACGGACUGUCCGCUCAGGUCUUCAGCUUCCAG